Messenger RNA from Homalodisca vitripennis (glassy-winged sharpshooter), 427 nucleotides. RefSeq names its product molybdopterin synthase catalytic subunit-like. Gene Ontology annotation, cellular component: cytosol. The record is from RefSeq and is a predicted model, not a curated record. Gene Ontology annotation, biological process: Mo-molybdopterin cofactor biosynthetic process. Lineage: Eukaryota; Metazoa; Arthropoda; Insecta; Hemiptera; Cicadellidae. The transcript is spliced from 3 exons. Bases 154 to 402 code for a protein of 82 amino acids.
GAGGAAGUUGUUGAUAAGUUUGCAUUGAAUGAUAUUAGGGAAAACAUUAUUUUAGCUGUGAAUGAAGAGUAUCCUAUUAAAGAGUCACCUCUAUUGCUGAAAUCAGGAGAUAUUAUUGCAGUAAUCCCACCAUUGAGUGGAGGAUAGAUUACAAUGGAUUACAUUAGACUAGUAGAAUCUCGUCUGAGUGUAGAUGAAAUCUCUGAAUUAGUGAAGUCUCCGAAAUGUGGUGCAAUCUCUCUCUUUAUCGGAACUACAAGAGACAACUUCGACGGUCUUAAGGUGUCAAAGUUACUCUAUGAGGCGUAUGACACAAUGGCAAUGAAGGCGCUAAAGCGGGUCUGCACUGAGAUCAGAAAGAAAUGGCCUGACGUAGAGAACAUCGCAAUAUACCACAGGUAAAUAAAGAAACUCAACUAUCAGCUUU